CCACUCACAGCCAGGCAUUUCAUUUCAUUCCAUUUCACCGUGCACUUUUUACUUUCUGGCAAACUCAUUUUUUACACUCUCCCCCGGAAAAUUCGAAAAAGGACGCUCGGAACUUUCCGGCAAGGGAAUAGAAAAUCAACUGAAACCGAAUCCAUCCAGCCGACAGUAUAUUUUCCACAUAAAUAUACAAGCUCGCGGAAUUUGCGAUUUGGCAGGAUGCUUAGGCAAUUCAAGAUGCGAUCUGCUCUGCAGACCCAAAAGAUAGUCCGAAUGAUGUGCUAUGUAGAUUCCCAUCGCCUUAAGGAGCAGUUCCUCGUCCAAAACGGGGAGUCCCCCUCGAAUCCCGAGGAUAUUGACCAGGAUAAGGAGCAGCAAGCUCCGGCGGUGCCACGCCCCCGCACGCACAAUCCGUUAAGUCGACGCCACACUGUAAACAGCUCCCGACUGCAGUACAUCAAUGACAAGUACAAGGAACUGGCCAACGAGGUGGAGCUGCGCAAACCCAAGGCCAAGCCCUUCGUGACCCGCCACGCCCUCCAUUCGGGGCGGUCUGAUAAGUAGGAUCCUCAGAUCAUAUAGACCCAUGGUGAUCCCGAAACACCCUCAUUCUUGUUUGAUGCCAUAAAUUGUUCAACGACUGUAUUUUCUUUCGCCUGUUAAAUCACAAAGUAAAAUGCUGUGUAAA
Messenger RNA from Drosophila subpulchrella, 685 nucleotides. RefSeq lists its product as uncharacterized. Bases 217 to 561 code for a protein of 114 amino acids. The transcript is spliced from 2 exons. NCBI's taxonomy places the organism in Eukaryota, Metazoa, Arthropoda, Insecta, Diptera, Drosophilidae. The record is from RefSeq and is a predicted model, not a curated record.